GAGCACCAUUGAGAAGGACUCGAGCACCAUUGAGAUAAGGAAGUUGGACCGUCGUCUCUUCCAUUCAACUUCUUCUUCCUUUCUCCGAUCAACAAUGGCGGAUCUCACUCCCUACAACCCUACCACCGGAAUCUACACCUCCACACGACCACCAAUUUCCCUCCCACGAUCGCCCACCACCUCUAUCAUCGAUUUCCUCUUCCGCAACCUCCCUGCUUACUCCAAUCGUCCCGCCUUAAUCGACCCUCAUUCUCAUGAAAUCAUCACUUUCUCUCAGCUCAAACAAAAAGUCUCCGAUCUUGCUCACGCCCUGCACUACACUCACAAUAUCUCCAACGGCGAUGUCGUCCUCAUCUUCUCCCCCAACUCCAUUCUCUUCCCCGUAGCCUUCUUCGCCGUUGCCUCCAUUGGCGCCAUCGUCACCACCGCUAAUCCUGUAUACACCGUCAAUGAACUCUCACACCAGAUAGCUGAUUCUAAACCUAAAUUGAUUAUCACCGUUGACCAACUCUACUCCAAGGUCAACGAAUUCAAUUUGCCCAUAGUUGAUCUGGAAAACUAUUUAGAUUUAAUCGAGAAAUCGCGUAACCAGCCCGUGAUCUCCUUUUCCGUUUCUCAAAACGACGUCGCCGCGAUCCUGUACUCCUCCGGCACGACCGGAUUGAGCAAAGGAGUGGUGUUGACUCACCGAGCUAUAAUGGCGACGGCGUUGAUGGUGACGUCCGACCAAGAGUUCUACGGGGAAGGAAGAAGCGUGUUUCUGUGUGUGGUACCGUUGUUCCAUAUUAUGGGGCUGAUCACGUUCAGCUACUCGCAGAUUCAGAGAGGGAACGCGGUGGUUGUGAUGCAGAGGUUUGAGUUGGAGAAGGCUCUGGAUGCAAUGGAGAAGUACAAGGUGACUCACCUUUAUACUGCACCGCCGGUGGUUGUGGCGAUGGCGAAGCAGCCGGCGGUUGUGAGAAGGUACGAUACGUCAUCGUUGAAAGAGAUUGGGUCCGGCGCAGCACCUUUAGGGAAGGACGUCAUGGAUGAAUGCUCCAAAGUUUUUCCUCAAGCAAAGAUAUUACAGGGAUAUGGGAUGACAGAAACAGGUGGAAUUAUAUCGAUUGAGAAUACAAGGGUAGGAUCUGGUCUUUCAGGUUCAUCCGGAGUGCUUUGUCCAGGAAUGGAGUCCAAAAUUAUACACAUAGAAACAUUAAAACCUCUUCCACCCAAUCAAUUGGGGGAAAUUUGGGUCCGCGGACCCAAUUUGAUGCAACAGUAUUUCCAUAACAAAGAGGCCACACAGCAGACCAUAGACAAAGAAGGGUGGUUACACACAGGUGAUCUUGGUUAUUUUGACGAAGGAGGACGAAUAUUUGUCGUGGAUCGACUCAAAGAGCUUAUCAAGUAUAAGGGUUAUCAGGUGGCACCUGCAGAACUUGAAGGGCUGCUGGUUAAACACCCUGAAAUCAUGGAUGCUGCAGUCAUCCCAUAUCCUGAUGAGGAAGCAGGUGAAAUCCCGAUGGCAUAUAUAGUACGUAAAGUGGGAAGCUCGAUUACUGGCGAAGAGCUUCAAAGUUUUAUUGCAAGACAGGUUGCACCGUUUAAAAGAAUACGCAAAGUAGCAUUUAUCGACAUCAUUCCGAAAGCAGCAUCAGGAAAGAUUUUGAGGAGGGAACUUAGACAGAAACUUAAAUCCAGACUCUGAAGAUAUAAUAUAUCCUUUUCCACUCAUAGUUGCUUAUCAAUAAUAAUGAGAAUCUUUAGACACA
This is a messenger RNA of Cynara cardunculus var. scolymus (artichoke), 1754 nucleotides long. Its product is annotated as 4-coumarate--CoA ligase-like 7. The record is from RefSeq and is a predicted model, not a curated record. The transcript has 6 exons. Bases 95 to 1690 code for a protein of 531 amino acids. Lineage: Eukaryota; Viridiplantae; Streptophyta; Magnoliopsida; Asterales; Asteraceae. Gene Ontology annotation, molecular function: CoA-ligase activity.